AUGGAAGAAUACGCAGAGUGGAAGAAAUCUGCUCAUUUAUUGUACGACAUGAUCAUUUCACAUAAUCUCACAUGGCCAUCGCUCACUUUACAAUGGCUACCAAAAAAGACCUUUCAAGAGAUGCUCAUUGGUACUCAUACCAAUGAUCUCGAACCCAACUUUGCUCAACUCCUAAGGUUGGACAUUCCGGAAAAGAAGAGCGAUAAAACAAAAUUCAGUAUUUCACAAAGAGUGUGUCAUGAAGGUGAAGUCAAUCGUGCUCGAUAUAUGCCUCUAGAUCCAUCCGUAUUUGCCACCAAGACAGUAACAGGGGAUGUACUUGUGUUUGACAGGAAAGUUAAUCACAGUCAGGCAAUAUGUGACCCUUUAUUGAAACUGAAGGGACAUUGUAUGGAAGGCUAUGGAUUGGCAUGGUGUCAUCAUGAGUCGAAAAAGAAUCACCUGUUGAGCGCUGGAUUUGAUCAAUUGAUCUGUCACUGGUACAUAAAGGUUGAACUGGUCAAGUAUAGACAUAAACAUAAAGAGCUGGAGCCAUUGCAAGUAUACAGAGGACAUACAUCAUGCGUAGAGGACGUGAGCUGGAAUGCAACCAACGAUUGUAUAUUUGCAUCUGUUGCUGAUGAUAAAAAGUUGAUGAUCAUCUGCUCACAUAUUUUUCUCUUUAGCUGGGAUACUCGUUCACCUGGUCAACCUGCUCAGAGCGUCCAAGCUCAUACGACGGAUAUUAACUCUGUAGCAUUUCAUCCCAAGCAGGAUUGGAUGUUGGCUACAGGCAGUUCUGAUAAGACAAUAGGAUUGUUUGACAUUCGCAAGAUAGAUGAUAAAUUAUAUUCGUUUGAAUCUCAUGAGGGAGAGGUGUUGCAAGUGGCAUGGAGUCCACAUGAGGACCCUAUUUUGGCUUCAGCGGCUAGUGAUCGUAAGAUCAUCGUUUGGGACUUACGUGAAAUUGGAAAAGAACAGACGCCUGACGAUGCUGAGGAUGGACCACCAGAAGUGUUGUUUGUCCACAGUGGACAUACAGCCAAAAUAAACGAUUUUAGCUGGAAUCCUGAAGAACCUUGGGUGAUUUCAAGCUGUGCAGAAGACAAUGUUGUUCAGAUUUGGAAAGUGUCUAAGCGCGUUUAUACAAAUACAAAAGACUUGGAAAUAAAUCCUGAUGAACUAGAGUAA
Rhizopus microsporus ATCC 52813 is the source of this 1170-nucleotide messenger RNA. RefSeq names its product WD40 repeat-like protein. The record is from RefSeq and is a predicted model, not a curated record. Gene Ontology annotation, biological process: regulation of gene expression. Bases 1 to 1170 code for a protein of 389 amino acids. Gene Ontology annotation, cellular component: cytoplasm; nucleus; Rpd3L-Expanded complex. The transcript is spliced from 8 exons. Gene Ontology annotation, molecular function: histone binding. Lineage: Eukaryota; Fungi; Mucoromycota; Mucoromycetes; Mucorales; Rhizopodaceae.